AGCUUUCAUUGAGAGUGGCUGCAAGCAGUGUCCUUUCGUCUGUCUGUUGCGCGAGUUGGAGCCGUUUGUGCAAUACGUGUACUUUCGCCCCAACUGGCUUUAAAAAAAAAUAAAACUUCGUGCAAUGUUUUGAUUGCGGUUCUAAAACAAAUGCAUAUUUCUGGCCGCAUCAGCUAUUACCGCCGUGCGAUUUAAAGUCGUGGUUAUAAUAAUCUACAAUUAUGCUUAACUACUGAAGUAGUCUGCUGCUUUCGGAUUGGCUCGGUGAUAUUCGCAACAUUACAUGUGCGCGUGUACUGUGCAUAGCGAGGUUUUUUUUGUUUAACCUAUUCAAUUGCCUCCUGUGGAAGUGUUGGUGCGAGCGAGAUGGCGACUUUCACGCGGUUGCUCCUGUUAAGUGUUCUCUUGCUCUGAACAAUGCACAGUCGGGCAGGACACCGACUGCCGUCACCUGGCCACUGGCCAUCAAACCGUCGCUACGAAUAGCAAUCCGUUUUGGAUGAAUGCAGUCCCCCCGAGAUACGAACGUCCGACUUACGAACACCCGCACUUACACUAACGAAGCGACGCCGUAGGACGCUAAUUUUUUUUUGACCAUCCGACUUGCGAACGCUCGGUCGCGCUCACGAACGGAACCGUUCGAACUAUUUUGUUCGGAGGAGCGAGGUGUAAUGAGUCCCAGAAUCUCCCGUGAUGCACGCCUGCUUCUGACAAGCAAGCCAGCAUCAAUACUUAAGCCACUGCUGCUUCCUCCUGCUCCUCCCCACUCCUUUCUUUCCAGAGGGGAGUGAGAAGGAGAGAAAGAAAAAGCUUCCUUGGGGUAAAGUGGGCGUUUCUUAUUCAUAUUAAUGUCAUUUGUAACUGGGCUGGCCAACCCCCUAUAACAUUUGCCAUUCACCCACAUCUGCGUCGGGAUCUGGCCAUCCAUCCCAAGGCUCCCAACAACACCACCGUUCAAACUUCCACGGCCACUGCUGACGGUCACGUCGCCAUCAGUCGGAGGAGCUGCUUGGUCCCCUGCGUGACCUGUCGCUCGUUUUGCUGAGCGAGAAACAAAACGAGGCCAGCUCCAGCGGCUGCCACGGCACCAUCAGGCGUAAGCGUCGGGAAAUCUGCCGACCGACCGUGAUAGCUUCUUCGUCGGCUCAAGACAACCUGCUUGGAUUACGUCCGCAUUUUUCAUCGUCCGUGGUGCUUAGUGCCCGCUCCAGUUAACCAAAGUGCCACUCGACGCUCCUUCCCCCCGGUUUAACGACUUGGCGCCCACUGAGCAACAGGAAUUAGGAUUAUACACAAAUCUAAUCUUCCAGGUUGCCAUUGCAGGCAGCCUUUGCCAAUCUUCCACACGACGACGAGCCGGCCCUUCGGUGUUUUUUUUUUUCCUGGAGCCCUGCAGAUGCGAAGUCAAACAUCUCCGUUUACUUUUCCAUUCCAGCUUUUCGGUUAAUGUCGACAUUAGAAUCACAUUUUUUUCGCGGAAAUUCGAAUCCCUUCGUACGUGCGAAACUAAAUCAAGGCCCUCGGCGGAGGAGGUGGAGAGAUGGCCCUCAAGAGCGAGGAUGCGGGGACGAACCGCGCGAAGAUGGUCUCGGAUGAAAAUCUCUUCACGGCUUUUCUCGAGGAAGCCCGCGCCCCGAAGCGGCCCUCUGCGCGGCGCAGGGCCACCAUGCCGUCCGGGCGGCUCACUUCGCCCACGGACGCGGAGGACGAAGACCCCGGCCGGGAGGCCGCGUCCGACAGCGGCUUCGACACGAGGGCCUCGGGGAAGACGCCUGGAGCUCUGUCCCCUCCGCGGUACUCCAGGCACUUCCUGUCCGACAACAGCAUUUUUCACGUGGAGAAGUCUCUGACGGCGAUGCAGUCGGGGACGCAGAUGAUCAAGCUCAAAGGGGGCCCGAAGGGCCUUCCCCGCCUCUAUUACCUGGACGAGCAGCGCAGCUGCAUCCGUUGGAGGCCUUCGAGGAAACAGGAGAAAGCAAAAAUCGCCAUCGACUCCGUGCGGGAGGUGUGCGAGGGCCGCCACUCGGAGAUCUUCCAGCGCUACCCGGAGGGCUCCUUCGACCCGGCGUGCUGCCUCUGCAUCUACCACGGCUCGCACACCGAGUGGCUGGCCGUGGUGACGGGCAGCGCCGACGAGGCUCGCAGCUGGCUCACGGGCCUGCGCUACCUCAUGGCCGGCAUCAACGACGAGGACUGCCUGGCCAAGCGGCAGCGCACGCGCGACCAGUGGCUGAAGCAGACCUUCAUGGAGGCCGACAAGAACGGCGACGGAUCUCUGAGCAUCGACGAAGUCCUGCUUCUCAUGCACAAGCUCAAUGUUAACCUUCCCCGCAGGAAGGUUAAGCAAAUGUUCCAGGAGGCCGACACAGACACCGACAAGGGAACGCUGACCUUUGAGGAGUUCUGCGCCCUUUACCAGAAGAUGUCCACCCGCCGUGACCUCUACCUGAUCCUGCUGCGCUACAGCAACCGCAAGGACCACCUGACGGUCGAUGAGCUUCAGCGGUUCCUGCAGAUAGAGCAACAGAUGACGGAUGUGAGCAGGGAGCACUGCGUGGACGUCGUCAACAUGUUCGAGCCGUGCGAGGAGAACAAGCAGCAAGGCAUUCUGGGAAUUGACGGUUUCACAAACUACAUGCGCAGUCCGGAGGGAGAUAUCUUCAACAUGGAGCACUACAAGGUGAACCAGGACAUGAUGCAGCCGCUGUCUCACUACUUCAUCGCUUCGUCCCACAACACGUACCUGACCGGCGACCAGCUCAUGUCGCACUCCCGGGCCGACAUGUACGCCUGGGUGCUACAGGCCGGCUGCCGCUGUGUGGAAGUGGACUGCUGGGACGGACCGGAUGGAGAGCCCAUUGUCUACCAUGGCCACACGCUCACGUCAAAAAUCCUCUUCCGCGAUGUCAUCGAGAUCAUCAACAAGUAUGCCUUCGUCAAGUCACAGUUCCCGGUGAUCCUGUCCAUAGAGAACCACUGCAGCGUGCCGCAGCAGAAGAAGAUGGCCGAGUGCAUGCGCGAGAUCCUGGCCGACAAGCUCGACCUGUCGCGCGUGGCGGACGGUGACCCCAGCCGGCUGCCUUCUCCACAGAGCCUCGUGGGGAAAAUCCUCGUCAAGGGCAAGAAGCUGCCGGCGAACAUCAGCGACGACGCGGAGGAGGGAGACGUUUCGGACGAGGACAGCGCUGAUGAGAUCGAGGAGGCGUGCAAGCUCAUCAACGGAGACGUUAAGAACAGCAGCCCCCACCGCAAGCUGGUGGAGUCGUUCGCCAAGAGGCGCCUCGAGUUCAUGAAGAAGGAGUCGAAGCUGAGGAGCCACGAGGAGGAGGUUGAGGAAUUCACCAUCGGAGCCCUGCCACGUGCCACCAAGCCCGCCAUCUGCCUCCAGCAAGAGCAGCUGCCGAAGUCGGAGGGAACAGAGGUAACGGAGGAGUUUGCCGUGAGAAAGAGACGCUCCAUCAUCCGAGCAUUUCAAAAGGAAAAGAAACGGAACGUGAAGCCAAAGGUCGCUGCAGACGAGGCCGAGCAAGAGAAUGGCACUCAGUCGGACUGCGCCCGACUCAAUGGGCAGGAGAGCCGGGGCAGCGGUUCGCAUCGCGCCUCCCCUCGCCGCGGUCCGGGCAAAACCAUGAAGCUGUCGCGAGCGCUGUCCGACCUGGUGCAGUACACGCGCUCCGUCGCCGUGAACGACGUCGAUCACGACGCGGUGGCAAGCAGCUGGCAAGUGUCGUCCUUCAGUGAGAACAAGGCGAGCCAAAUGCUGCAGCAGAAAUCGCAGGCGUUCCUUGCCUUCAACCAGCGGCAACUCUCGCGCAUCUACCCUUCCUCCUACCGCGUCGACUCCAGCAAUUUCAACCCGCAGCCCUACUGGAACGUGGGCUGCCAGAUGGUGGCUCUGAACUAUCAGACAAGUGGACGGGUCAUGGAGAUGAACAGGGCUCGUUUCAUGGACAAUGGCAACUGCGGCUACGUCCUCAAGCCGGACUGCAUUUUCGAUGGAACCUUCCGCCCGUUCUCAGAAGACCCCUUGCCAGGCUACCCCAAGACCCAGCUCAUCGUGAAGGUGAUCAGCGGGCAGCAACUCCCAAAGCCCCCAGACUCCAUGCUCGGCGACAGAGGAGAGAUCAUUGAUCCAUUUGUGGAGGUGGAGAUCAUUGGGCUGCCGGUUGACUGCUGCAAGGAACAGACUCGAGUCAUAGACGACAACGGCUUCAACCCCGUGUGGGACGAGACUCUGGUGUUCACGCUGCACAUGCCGGAGAUGGCGCUCAUCCGCUUCCUCGUGUGGGACCACGACCCCAUCGGCCGAGACUUCAUCGGGCAGCGCACCAUCUCCUUCAACGGCAUGAUGCCCGGUUAUCGCCACGUGUACUUGGAGGGAGUAGCGGAGGCUUCGGUCUUUGUGCACGUGGUCAUCAAGGAGUUCUCUGGAAAGAUCAAACAAGUCGGUGGUCUCAAGAGCCUCUUUUCGAGAAGCGUCAAGCACGGCUCGCUGGACAGCCGCACGUCCUACUUCUCUCGGCGCCGCUCGCUCGGCAAGGACUUCCUCCGGCGCACGUCCAGCGUCCCCGCCAAGGGCCGCAGGAAGAACAAGUCCAUGUCGCUGCUGGUGACCUCGGAGAAGGAGGGCGAGGACGCGGAGCGGCCGGCGUGCGGCUCGGCUGCCGCCGGCGCCCUCGGGAACCCCGGCGAGGCUCCCGCGGCCGACGGGACGACGGCGACCGCGGCGCCGGUGACCUCAGCCCCGUCGGCAAGGGGGCCGUCGCGGCGUGACGGCGCCGCGGAGGAGGAGGAGGAGGAGGAGGUCGACGGCGGCGAGCGUGACGCUAGCUCCCGCGGGGCGCAGGCGGACAGCGAGGGCUGCCGCGAGGGAGCAGGUGGAAUUGGUUCUGCAUGCCCCAACUCUGCUCCAGACAACCGUGCACACUCCAACGACCUUCGCUCGAGCACUCCCCCACGUCCUCUUCUUCUCCACAUGAUCAACCGUGCGUCUCUCCAGAGGGCAUCUUCUCAAAAAUCUCAGAGCAGUGACCCUCCGUCGCCGACCUGCGGGGCCAACCCCGAUGCGAGCCUGGCGGCAGGCGGCCCCACAUCCCGGCCGGACGCACGACAUUACGCAAGCCACCCACUGCUCAGCCAACACGCUUCCUUAGAGUCCCAGGACAGAGAUCUGUCGGCGGCUUCGGACAGCGCCGAUUCCGUCAACGGCUUCGACGGGGACAUCAGCACGAGCUCGGAGUCGUCUUCCGACGAGACCCUGGCGAAGCGCGCCGAGCGAGUCCCGGGCUCGCAAGACCACGGUCUCGUUACCGAAGAGGUGACUCGGAGAGCAGGACACUGUCAAGAUCCCUUAGACAAGAGCAUGAAGAGGAGCUCCAUUGAGCCGUCGCCAAUGUUUUCGGUGAACGUCACUGCCAAUGACAAGCUGUGGAGACCGCUGGACGGCAAGAGCGUGCGCGACAGCGUGGCAUCCGCGUCGAGUGUCUCAUCGGCCGACACGGUCAUUGACGCCUUUUCGUAUGAAGGCCGCUCGUCAAUUGCAAUGCUGAAGAAGAAGCACCUGGAAAAUGUGUUCCUCAGAGGGGACACGGUGGGCCCAGAUGCCCGUUGUGUUCCCAGUGGAUUUCCCGGAGCAAAUGAGUUGGUGUCUCCCCCAGCGUCGUCUCGCCUGAACGAACAAAUGGCAGUGGACAGUCGAGUGGGUGAGGGUGUGAAAAACGACGUAGACAUUGGAAAUCAAACAAAACUGGAAGCUGCUCGAUCGGACUUCACUGCAAAGCUAAAUCCGGAUGUAAAUGGCAUGUCGAAUAAUCAAAAUAACAACCACAUAAAUGUAGGAAAUGAAGACAAUUCAUCAUCAGCUCUUGGCUCUAAUGAAGGAAAGGUGCCUUUCGGUGUUGUCCAGCUUCGACAGAAGAAGUCCACAAUGCCUGAUUCACAAGGCCAAAUAGAAGGCAACGUGCCACACUUUCGUUUUCCAUCAGAAAAGCCAAAAAAUGAUUUGGAGAGGCCGUGCGAUAACAGGCAAUCACUUUCAAGCUUUGAGAGAGUAGCAAUGUUGAAAAGGGAGUUUAUGGGCAUCUUGGGACACCAGUGGAACGACGAAGUAGAUUCGGGAAAUAGACCGAAUGAUCAAUAUACUCAAGUUACACCUGCUAUGGAAACAUCCUCUGCAUUGCCAAAUGGAAAUGAACCUUUUAAAAGGUCCAUGUCUUAUGAUGUCGCAUACUUCAGCCCGGACUCGGCUGCGGUGAUGCGUAAAGACAAACUUAACGGACCACCUGUCAGCGCAACAACCGUAUUCACAGGGCACCCUGCCGUCUUCGGGGGAGCAGAAGAGAUUCCACCAUCCACCAACGGCGAGACGUCUGGGCCGGACCCCUGCGGCGGAACGCGAGUGCGGGAGAUGAGCGCGGACGGCGAUGCGAUCGGCGGGGACCAGGAGCCGUCGCCCGACAGUGGCGUGCUGCUCAGGACGCUGUCGCUCGAUCCGGCCACGUCGAUGAGCGCAGGCAAGAGGGCGGCCGCCGGCGCUCACGGUCGCCGCCCGCGCUGCGACACGGCGACGGCCGCCCGCCCGUCAUGGAACAGGCUGUGCAUGCAGACGCUCGUGCAGUCGAGCAAGGCGGCGGCCGAGGUGAACGCCCCACCGGGCGACAGCGUCGCAGCCAAGUCCAAGAGCCUGGGGGACCUGACGUCGGACGACAUCGUGAGCAACUUCCAGAGCAAGUACAAGAGCAUCUGCCGCAGCUUUAUCACAAAGUCGAUGCGCGACCAGCGCAGGAUGGUGGCGCUCGGGCGCCUUCCGAGCCAACCACAGAACCCGCUGACCGAGCAGAUUAUUCAGCUCGCGACGCUGACUCAGGACGAGGUUCCCGAGUACACAUCGUCGCCCCCCCACCGUGCGUCUGAAGGCUCGACCUCUCCCAGGUUGAGGUCGCCCGGGACGCGGAACCUCGGCCCCACCGCCAUGAGAGAGAGGUCCUACUCAUACGGUCCCGCGUUCUCUGGCUCCCGGUCGAGGAGCAUCAGCGACGGCAGCUCCCUCCACCGCAGAACGACCAUGCCGGUGAAUCUCUUGAGAAGCGUCUCCACGGAGCAGCAGGGCGCUUCGGGCCCACAGAGGAGGCUGCUGAGCGGACAGCCGCCAAGCGGCGGCCUCAAGCGGAGUCAGUUUGCGCAGAGGUAUCCGGCGUCGAGCUACGGCCUGUUCAGGCACUCGGUGGGCUCGUUGGAUGGCAUUAAUGUCAACCCGCUGCUGACGGAGCGGCGGGAGGCACCGGACGGAGCCUGCUCGACGCUCACCAAGACCCGCUUCAUGGAGGAGCCCUCGGUGGUCGGGAAGGCGCCGUCCUACUCCGAGCCGAACCUCAGCGAGGAACCAGAGGUCUUCUUCAUGCUCAAUCUGUAGCGGGGCCGUGCGGUCGGGAGUGUGCAUGCGGGUGUGGCGGCACGUGAAAUGAAUGCAUCACGCGCAUGAAAAUUAGCGGCGAGUCGCGGGUGUCCUAGUUUAGGCUGAGGCUAGAAUUGGAUUUUUUGUUUUCUAAUUUUAGUGCAAAUGAAUUGCAAAAAAAAAAGGGGGCGGCAUUGUAAUAUUUUUUUUUUACUAAUAUAAAGUAGUCAUUGGUAGAGUAUAUGCAUAUAAAUCGUACAUUUGUAUAGUGUAUUUGCAGUAUGUUUUAAAUACAAAAUCCCGACAUUGAACAUCGUUAUCUACUGGAACCUGUUUAAUAGCAUGCUAUUUAAGCAGAUAUAACUUUAGAGUUAAAUUAAUCCCACACUGUUAAAAACAUAGUAUUUUUAGUAUAAUUCGGGAGCGAUGCUACGUUAUCUUCACUUCCUAUAAAUGUGUACAUUUAGGGCUGGACCAUUUCUUUAUAUAAAUUGUAAUAUAUGCUGAUACCCAAAUGGGCAUUGACACUAACUUGUAGAGCUAUCCAUCCCGUUUUUAAGUGUCCCCCAAGUAAGUAGUCUUUGCACAAGUGCUGUAGUUUUCAGAGUAGCGGAAUGUGUGAUGCGUACAACAGAGCAGAGAACACACGUGCCCCAGCAUGUGUGGCGGUACUUCCAAUUGGUUUUCCAAGGCAUUUAAUCGAUAUUAUUACGGAGAACGGCGAUUGUUCGCAGCCAGCGCUACCACCCUUUACUGCACGACAGUGCCUUCAUACAGCCAACCAGUCAAUCACUUACACCCCAAUGCAUAGCUUUCAUUUCUUUAUAUGCAAACACAUGUUGCUGUAUCCCUCAUCUUAAUAUAUACACAAGUGUGUGUGCAUAUACGAAAAGUGUAUCUGCAUAUACAUGCAUGCGUGUAUGUAUACAGUGAGGGAAAAAAAGUAUUUGAUCCCCUGCUGAUUUUGUACGUUUGCCCACUGACAAAGAAAUGAUCAGUCUAUAAUUUUAAUGGUAGGGUUAUUUGAACAGUGAGAGACAGAA
Molecule: messenger RNA, 8436 nt
Organism: Petromyzon marinus (sea lamprey)
Lineage: Eukaryota; Metazoa; Chordata; Hyperoartia; Petromyzontiformes; Petromyzontidae
Source: RefSeq, a predicted model, not a curated record